UGACGUACUGCGCAUGCGUUGGAGAGGGGGCGGGUUUGUUUAGUGUGACUAAUGUUUUGGUUUGUGCUGAGAGACUGGGCUUGAAGAGCUAACGUCUGUUACUGCGACUAUAAACGCUGCUCAGGUCUGCUGACACUGACCUUGCACUGCCCUACGAGACGUCACAGCCAUGGGGAAUACAAGCAGUGAGCGGGCUGCAAUGGGCCAUGGGGAAAAGGCUCAGAGGAGGGACAGCCGAGUUACCAAGGAGGGAGAGAGGCCCAAAAUCCUAAUGGACAGCCCAGAGGAUGCAGACAUUUUUCAUAGUGAAGAUAUUAAAGCUCCUUUGGAGAAAGAGGAGUUCCUUGCAUGGCAGCAAGACAUAGAAGCCGAUGAUAAAGGGCCAACUUUAGACCGACCGACAGUCUUUCGCUGGACUGGCGAUGGCAAAGAAGUCUACCUGUCAGGGUCCUUCAAUAACUGGGCCAACAAGAUUCCCCUCAUCAGAAGUCAGAACACCUUUGUGGCCAUUGUCGAUCUACCUGAGGGGGAGCAUCAGUACAAGUUCUAUGUAGAUGGCCAGUGGACCCACGACCCAGCUGAGCCGGUUGUAACCAGCCAGCUUGGAACAGUCAACAAUGUCAUCCAGGUGAAAAAAACUGACUUUGAGGUAUUUGAUGCUCUGAUGGUGGACUCACAAAAAUGCUCUGACAUGUCAGACCUGUCCAGCUCUCCUCCCGGGCCGUAUCAUCAGGAUGCGUAUGUUCCAAAACAGGAAGAGAAGUUCAAGUCUCCACCUAUACUCCCACCACACCUGCUGCAAGUCAUCCUCAAUAAAGACACUGGAAUUUCUUGUGACCCAGCGUUGCUCCCAGAACCCAAUCAUGUGAUGCUCAAUCACCUCUAUGCUCUUUCCAUCAAGGAUGGAGUGAUGGUGCUCAGCGCCACGCAUCGCUACAAGAAGAAGUAUGUCACCACCCUGCUCUACAAGCCCAUCUGACUGAAGCCUUUCUUCCACUUAUAUCCUAGUGUGUUAAACCUACACUGAGUGUACAAAAUGUUAGCUCCACCUUUUUUAGGAGAACAGAACCCUAGAUCCCUGCUGUUAUGUGCUUUGUGAGAUCAUUUCAACAAUGACGUUACCUCAUCCAUCCUGCACUUUGAACCUGCAGCUCUGAGUACACUCGGCAUAUAUUCCGUUAAUGUGCACAUUUGUUUGGGGAGAUAAAUGUCACUCAGUCACUUCUCUCCUUCAUAACCUUCAUUUAAGUGCUCACUGACUGACCCCCUGUAUUCUCCACAGUGUCUUUGCUAAGUAGACAUGCAGUAAUAAUAGGAUACUACAGUAUUAGAAUAUACUAUAAGAGGACACUAUGUAAAGCCUGCAGUCAAAACAGGCAGUGAUGUAACGACAUGGGAAAGUUGGACUAAAACUCCUCACAUGUGUGAGGUUGCUGUUUUUCCCAGGAUUGAAGAUAAGAAGAAUGUGAAUGCUGAGGUGUGUAGGAAGUAAUGCACUAUGGUCCAGUAGUUCUCCACAGUCUGCUUUUGCCUAUUUAUCCUAAACAUAGUUUUAAAACUGACGUCUUAUUUAGUAAGACUGGAGUAGAUAUUUUUGUAUCACUUAUUUUAUGAAGUGUUUUUCUACAGUUCCUUGGUUUAUUUUUUCAUCCAUUGCUCUUGUUUUAGUGUUGUAACAAACAUUCCAAUCAAGUUGCCAGCAGAUCAUUAGCUAGGACUAUUUUUUUUAAUAUUUCAAGAAGAUAUAUGGUGAUAAACAUUUAUUUUUUGUAGCGUACACUUUACUAGUGUGUGGAUAUGAAGGCUAAUGGUCAACUCAUCUAUGCAGGUUUAAUGGUGUGCACCUGCUCUAGUGUCAUUUAUUUUAUUUGAUUUCAUUUUUAUACAACAGUGGAAAUGCAAUAUGUAAUUAGGUGGACUUAAAUGUUCUCCAGAGUAAAGGACCCAUGUUUAGUAGAUGCCAGUUUCUGAAGAGCACAAGACAGUGGCUGACCAGUAUCUGAUCAUGUGACAGAACUGUUACUGAUGUUAUGACUGACUUCUUUGUGCUCUUAGAGUCCAUGUAUAUUUCAAAUAUAACAGAUGUGAGCAUCCAGUUAACGCUCUGCCUUGAACCCCGCUUUUACAUCAGUUUCUCUUUGUCAGGUUAUAGUCUGUAUGUGUAUUGAGAGCAUGAUGUAACUUAUAGGCCAGUAGAGACUGACAAUCUGCUGUUGUUUCAGAAAUGACUCACUGAUAUAUUCAUGUAAAGAGACUUUACAUUCAAAUGAAUUCUGCACUAUCAUUAAAAUGUUGUGAAGCCUUUGAA
Molecule: messenger RNA, 2308 nt
Organism: Betta splendens (Siamese fighting fish)
Lineage: Eukaryota; Metazoa; Chordata; Actinopteri; Anabantiformes; Osphronemidae
Gene: prkab1a
Product: protein kinase, AMP-activated, beta 1 non-catalytic subunit, a
Exons: 8
Coding region: 170-979 (269 amino acids)
Biological process (GO): signal transduction
Cellular component (GO): nucleus; nucleotide-activated protein kinase complex; cytoplasm
Molecular function (GO): protein kinase binding
Source: RefSeq, a predicted model, not a curated record